Chiroxiphia lanceolata (lance-tailed manakin) is the source of this 2247-nucleotide messenger RNA. It is a transcript of the gene ANKLE1, whose product is annotated as ankyrin repeat and LEM domain containing 1. Bases 1 to 1950 code for a protein of 649 amino acids. NCBI's taxonomy places the organism in Eukaryota, Metazoa, Chordata, Aves, Passeriformes, Pipridae. The transcript is spliced from 9 exons. Gene Ontology annotation, molecular function: endonuclease activity. The record is from RefSeq and is a predicted model, not a curated record.
AUGAGCGGAACGCGUUCCCGGGAGCUGACGCCGCUCCACGAGGCCGCGGCCCGGGGGUGCCGCCGGUGCCUCGGGCUCCUCCUGCGGGAACGGGGGCACCUGCGGGACCAGGAUGGAAAACAGGCCGUGGAUGUGGUGCUGGAGCAGGGCUGGCCCCUCGUGGAGGCCCCGGGGGGGCACAGGAGGGCCCUGUCCUUCCUGACCGAGGAUGACUCGGAUGGCAGCGUCUCCCCUGGGUUCCCUGAGGACAAUUCCGAGGCCGGACCCCUCAGCAGCACCCGCAGGUCCCUCCUGGAGGAGCAGGAGCUGGGGGGCUGCUGUGUCCCCCCGCUGUGGCAGGGCCGAGCGGGUGAUGUGGGGGAGCUGCUUGCCCGGCUCCAGGGCUGCAGCCUCCGGGGGUCCCCGCCCUGCACCCCGCGGUCCCCUCUCAGCCCGGCCGGUGUCACCGUUGGGGAUGUCACCCCCCGGGGCCAGGAGCCCCCCGGGCACCGCCACAUCACCCCCAGGACCAGGAGCCGCCUCCGGGCGGUGGCAGAGCGGCUCAACUCCUCCUCCUCCUCUUCCUCCUCCCUCUUCAACGGGACGCUGCCGAUGCUCCGGAGACCCCCCAGGAUCAGAUCCCCCCGGGGGGUCCCCAGGGACCCUGUCACCCCCCCGGGACACUGUGUCACCCCGCGGGACGAGGAUAUGUCCGGGGAGGACGGAGAGGGGACAGACUCUUUGGAAGACACCCAGAUCCUGCCCGGAGCCCCCAAUUCACCCCCAGGGGGGGUCGGCAGCUCCCCCGGCUCCAGCCCCACGGUUCUGCUGUGCCCUGGGGACCCCGGACCCCCCCCGAAUCCCCCAUCAGGCCCUCGGGGCUCCCCCCACCCCGGGGUGCUGGAGGGUGGCUCUGAGUGGCAGCACCACUCGCCCUCAGGGGCGCCCCAGAUCCAGUGGCCCCACGGAAGCUCCAGGCGCCUUUUGGCCCCACAAGCAUCCAGCAGUGCCGGGGGGGACCUGGGCACCCCGUCCGUGCCACUGUCACCCCCCGGCUGUGGUCCCCACUGCUCCGGGGGGCGUCGAGAGGACGAGGGGCAGGGACUGUCACCUCCCGAGUGUCACAGUCCCGGCACAGGGGCCACCCCCAGCCCCGAGGACGCCCCGGGCCGGGAUGGCCGAGUGUCCCCAGUGUCCCCAGGGCCCCUCUCGGACCAAAGUCUGCGGCGGCGGCUGCGGGAGCAGGGGGAAGACCCGGGACCCGUCACCGACCUCACCCGGGGGCUCUACCGGCGGCGGCUGCGGGAGCUGGGCACGGGACACGGCGGGGAGCUGGGGGCCCCCCCAGGGCACAGCCCGGAGCUGGUGGCUGCGCUGAGGACCGGCCACAUCCCCGACUGUGCCCAGGACGAGCUGGCACUGGCGCGGCAGUUCGAGCGUCCCGAGCGCGGCCGGCACUGGAGGGAAGGGCUGCUCAAGUCCAGCUUCAACUACCUCCUCCUCGACCCCAGGACCACCCGGGACCUGCCCCUGCGCUGCCCCCGCCUGAGCCCCGCCCAGCGCUUCCAGACCUUCGUCAGCGCCGUGUUCUACGUGGGCAAGGGCACCCGGACCAGGCCCUACUGCCACCUGGCCGAGGCCCUGGGCCAGCACCGGGCAGGGACACGGCGGGGCUGCCCCAAGGUGCGGCGCAUCCUGGAGAUCUGGGAGAGUGGACAUGGCGUCGUCUCCGUGCUCUGCUUCCAGAACAGGGUCCCGGCCGAGGCCUACACGAGGGAGGGCUGCAUGGUGGAGGCGCUGGGCCUGCAGACCCUCACCAACCAGCGCAAGGGGCACUGCUAUGGCGUGGCCGCGGGCUGGGCGCCCGAGCGGCGCCGGCGCCUGGGGGUGCACAUGUUGUACCGGGCCAUGAGCAUCUUCCUGGCCGAGGGCGAGCGGCAGCUCCGGCCUGGGGACAUCCCGGGGAGGUGACAGUGCUCGGAGGGGAGGGUGGCUGGGGGGGGGGGGGGCAGCUUUUACGUCGUGACCGCUGCGAAGAUUUGUUUCUGUUUUUCUAUUUCCCCGGCCGGGUGAUCAAUAAAUCGCUGCGGGGCUGGGUUUGCCUGGAGAAUUCCCAGUUGUGGGAGAUUCCUGGAGAUUCGCAUCCCUGCUUCCCCGUGCACGGGGACAAGGAGAAGGACACACACCCCUGCCCCGUCCCCAGCAGGCAGUCGGACACGGCUGGGCUGUAGCACGGCUUUACUGGGUGGAAUGGCACUAAUGCGGCGU